Messenger RNA from Peronospora matthiolae, 1479 nucleotides. NCBI's taxonomy places the organism in Eukaryota, Oomycota, Peronosporomycetes, Peronosporales, Peronosporaceae. The record is from the annotation of a GenBank genome assembly.
AUGGUACAGACGCAAUUCUGUAAGAAGGUCAAGUUCGUGCGACACGACGGAGCUCGCGAGUUUGCAACCAACUCGCUUCAACUGUUCUACGAAGACGAAGGCAUUGAACAGCAGACAACGGUGCCGUAUGCACAUCAAACAAACGGAACAGCAGAGCGUGCCAUUAGGACUAUUGUCACGAUCGGCCGCAGCAUGCUUCAUCAUGCCAAACUGGACAAGUGUUUCUGGGCCGAAGCAGCGAUGACGGCCAUCUACGUCAAGAAUCGACUGCCGUCACCUAAAGUCGUGCACAAGACCCCGUUUGAGAUCGUCUACAACUUGAAACCAAGCGUCAAGCACAUGCGAACAUUCGGGUGUCAGACAUACAUACUGACGCCUAAAGAGAAUCGACUCAAGUGGGAUCCAAAGGCUCGCGCUGGCAUAUUCGUGGUCUACGAAGAAGUUUCGAAGGCAUAUCGUGUUUAUGACAUCGAGGCGGGGCAGGUGGUUAUCAGCCGCGAUGUCAACUUCGACGAGUCCACCUUUGGACUUCAACUGCCGAUCACUGAUGAAGAUGUCGAUGACCUGGACUUCGAAUUGCUGGAUCUUGAUGACGAAGAGCUGCGUCAAAUGGAGUACAAGCAAACAGGCAAGCGCAAGAACCGACUCAAUGAUGAAGAUACAGCAGCUCCACGACCGCGUGCAGUGCGUCAACGACCAGGACUAGAAGAGUCAAGCGCGCCGGAAAACAACUCGUCACGACAAGAAGAAGACGAAGAAACGAAGGAUUCUGGUGAUUCAACACCGCCUGUGUUUUGGCGUGCGAGUGCAAAUGCCGUUGAAGCAGCAGUGGACUUAUUAGAACCCUCAACAUUUGAAGCAGCAGUAAGCGGCCCUGACCAAGUGCACUGGAGAAAAGCAAUUCAUGCAGAGCUCGAGUCAAUGCGACUUCGCGGUGUGUUUCGUGCAGCCAAGCUGCCCAACGGACAACGCGCCAUUGGCACAAAAUGGGUGUUCAAGAUCAAGCGCAAGGCGGAUGGGUCAAUCGAGAAGUACAAGGCACGACUUGUGGCCAAGGGUUUCCGCCAAAAGUAUGGCAUCGACUACACGGAGACGUUUUCGCCUGUGGUCAAGUAUGUGACGCUGCGAAUGGUGAUCGCAAUUUCCAAUAACUUUGGAUGGCCCAUCGACCAGCUUGAUGUGGUGACAGCUUUCCUGUAUGGCGUCAUGAAGGAACAAGUGUUCUGCGUGAUUCCUGAAGGCGUCGAACUUGACAGUACGUUCGACUGCCUGGAAUUGGUGAAGUCAAUUUACGGCCUCAAGCAAGCGUCGCGAGUGUGGAACGAGACGUUCGACGAGUAUGUGUGCUCCAUCGGAUUUCAAGUAUCGGACUUCGACCCAUGUCUCUACAUCAAGACUUCGGACGUGUUGACGGUCAUCGGUCUUCUACCAGUAUUGGUAACCGUGACCGAUCCAAUCCGAACCGCCUGUUCAGCUUAG